Messenger RNA from Bathycoccus prasinos, 213 nucleotides. RefSeq lists its product with no specific name. Bases 1 to 213 code for a protein of 70 amino acids. NCBI's taxonomy places the organism in Eukaryota, Viridiplantae, Chlorophyta, Mamiellophyceae, Mamiellales, Bathycoccaceae. The transcript has a single exon. The record is from RefSeq and is a predicted model, not a curated record.
AUGGACCCAAGAAUGCAACAAUUCCUCGAGGAGGAAAAGCGAAAAGCCGUGUUCAACGAAGUCGUCGCGCAACUCGCCUCGGUGUGCUUCGAGAAGUGCGUCAGUAGCCCGAGCUCGAAAUUGAGUUCGUACGAAGGGACGUGUUUGAGUCACUGCGCGUUGAGGUACAUGGAAAGCGGACAGGUGAUUUUAGGGAAAAUGCAAGGGCAAUAG